UAGAUCGUAUCUUGUAAUGUCAUCUAAAUGGAUAAAAUCUACCAUUUGUCCCGUUGUUCAUUUAUGGCAACCAUUGGAGAGCCACAAACUGCUAUCUCAGUAUUUACUCCACUUUAGAGGGGGCGGUGUUGACCCUUCGCGCACCCCGCCUACUAGUUCUUUCCUCGUUGUCUACGUCACUCGAGCGAACUCCAUGCAAAUCGCUCCUCACUGGAACGCCAUUGGCCGCUCGCUCGUUUUAAUCGCUGUCAAAACGCAUCAUAUGGCCGCCGCUUUAACUAACUCUUCAACUCCACUAGGAAAAGUAACUCAAAUGCACGUUCAAUUAACGUGGAUGUGAAACGGCACUCGGAGAGGACACUACAGGAGAAAACAGAACGCCCGAAACUAACUGCAGACGGUUUGGAUUAACUGAAUUGCACAUUACACCGGAGCUCCACUGCCUUGUGAAGCACCUGCUUCAAGCGGACUACGGAACGCUGAAAGUUUAUGCUUUUUCUCUGUGAGCUGUGAAGUUUUAAGCCACUUGAAUGUAUAGCAUGAUGAUGGAAACGGACCUCCAUUCCCCGGGACCCCAAACCAACACAAAUCCGGGACAAACGGGUCCAAAUUCGGGGAGCAAAGCCAACCAAGACCGCGUAAAAAGACCCAUGAACGCUUUUAUGGUGUGGUCCCGUGGCCAGCGCAGAAAAAUGGCUCAGGAAAAUCCUAAAAUGCAUAACUCUGAAAUUAGCAAAAGACUCGGUGCUGAGUGGAAGGUGAUGUCAGAGGCUGAAAAGCGGCCCUUUAUCGAUGAGGCAAAGCGGUUGCGAGCCAUGCACAUGAAGGAGCAUCCGGAUUACAAAUACAGACCGAGGCGCAAAACCAAGACCCUGCUUAAAAAGGACAAGUACUCGUUGGCCGGCGGCUUGCUCGGCAGUGCAGGUCCUGGGGGAGGCGUGGGUCUUGGGGUCGGGAUGAGUCCUGUAGGGGUCGGCCAGAGGUUGGAGAGUCCUGGGGGUCACGGAGGCUCGACCAGCGCCGGUUACGCACACAUGAACGGCUGGGCGAAUGGCACUUACUCUGGCCAAGUGGCCGCCGCCGCAGCAGCGGCUGCUAUGAUGCAGGAGGCACAGCUCGCUUAUAGCCAGCACCCAGGUAGUGGGUCACAUCAUCACCACGCGCAUCACCAUCACCCGCAUAACCCGCAGCCCAUGCACCGCUACGACAUGACUGCCCUUCAGUACAGCCCCAUCUCCAACUCCCAGAGCUACAUGAGUGCCUCUCCGUCUGGCUACGGUGGGAUAUCGUACACGCAGCAUCAAAACUCCAGUGUCGCUUCUUCUGCCGCCAUCGGUGCGCUGAGCUCACUCGUGAAGUCCGAACCGAAUAUAAGCCCUCCGGUUACCACACAUUCCCGAGGACCCUGCCCCGGAGACUUGAGAGAAAUGAUAAGCAUGUAUUUACCGACCGGGGAGUCCGGUGAUCCGUCUGUUCAGAGCAGACUUCAUGCCUUACCGCAGCACUAUCAGAGCACAACUGCCGGAGUUAACGGAACUGUCCCAUUGACGCAUAUUUGAAACAGCUAAAGGAAAGCUAUGGGGGUCUGUGUAAGGAUGAUUGUGAGAGACUCUGCUGGAAUUUGGCAGGCCCGAUGCUUGGAGAGGCGCCCCACGCUGUGACUCCCAUUCAGCGGUCCAGCGCGUUGUGAGGUUGGGAAGUUUCACUGAGCCGUGCACUCAAUGGCACCACAAAGCUGAUUACAAGCCCCAGCGAAUUCCUGAAGGGACCGGGCAGCCACGCAGGUGUGCGGGAAACCGGGGCAACCCAUCACAGUAUUGUGACAGCGCCCGGAGACCACACAAAGUGCAGAAGCAUCCCGGGAAGCGGCCAGGCAUUCGGUGGGAAAUGAACACCUUCGAGGCCUUGCAUGUGCUCUCCCUUAAUUAUGAGCGAAAGAGAAGGGAGGAGAAACUUUCCGGUGGUUUAUUAAAAUGAUGCCCAAUCUCAUCAAGACUGUAAACUAAAAUGUCAAACACUAGGCUCGCGUAUUUCUGCAACGCCGUGAUAAUUUUUGCCAUAUGCAUCCUGAUUUUUCACAUCCUCUUGUGUCUCGUGUUAACGAUAUAAGAUUGGGGUUCGGGGUUAACGACGAUUCAUAAAACGCAAAGGCCCGCUCACGCUCACUGUGCCCAAUUCAUUUUCCCUGGUGCGAAAAAUCUACAUCAAUGAAGCAGACAGCGUAUUUAAUUAGAGCGGAGUCUAACUAUCAAUUACUCAGGAAAAACACAGGAUCCCCAAGGACCGGUAAUCAGCGCGCCAACAGUCGGCCGAGCGCUCAUUACAGCAAAGCGACAGGCGGGAAUAAUAAUCAGGGCGCGGCGACGCAUCUGCCUAUUUCCGCGGCUUCCUGUUGCCUCUCUGAAGUUUAAUAACUUGUUCUUUGCAGUUUUGCAUCGCGUCACUUUUUUCUUUGUGUCCAACGCGACCUUUUUCAGUAAGAUAUGAACAUUAAAUAAUAAUCAUGCCUACUGUGUUAUGCGCUCCUCCAACAUUAGGCGCAAUUUGAAAAAGGGCUCAGUUCUACUUUACGCGGCUAAUUUAAUCCACCGCAGAGUCAACAAGGGCUAAUUGAGAUCAGCGGGGCGCAGAAACCCUUUCAAAAUCAAUUUCUCCCGUGUCCUGGAUUGUCCCUUAAAGUCGUGGUGCUUGGCUUUUGGGACUUAGAAGUAAAAGUAACCAUAUUGCGGGAGUCUAUAGAUCAAGACUUUAAAUCCUGAAAUACACACAUGGCAAAGGUCUUUGAGAUGGCAUGAAACGUGUUUCAGUUCCCAUGCCUUGCCUAAUAAAUAUGCUAUAAAUCUAUUCCAGUCUUGGCCUCACCUGUGUCCUGUCACCCCUGCUGUCCUCAUGUGAUUAGGGCACAAAAGCACUUACCCGGCCCGGCUAUGGUAGUCAAUCAACCACAACGGACUAUGCUAAUUGAGGGGAAAGGCGAAAGGAAGACGAACAGUGAUCCCAAUUGUUCGGUGAAUUUCACAGCUCAGUGCAGCUGCAAUGCUACUGUUCUCCCGAUACACUCUCCCUUCACGUCCAACACAGCGCUACUGUAAGACCAAUGCGAACAGAAAAGGAAUUUUAAACGUUCGCAAAAAUGUUCCCACAGAAGUUGAUGUUUUAGAUCAAUAGCUGUAAACCGUCGCACAGUUUUCAAUUUUGGGGAUAAAAUGACGUUUCGCUGUACGAAAAAGUUUUUGAGGAGCUGUCCAGGUCCUGAAAUGCACGGGCAAUGUGGGCUCGUGAAGGAAAAUAUGUCCUUUUAUGUUCCCUGUAAGGCUAGUUUUCUCCUUUUCUCCCUUUCUCUGAUUCUUUAUUCUUAUAUUUCCAUUGACGUACAUAAAGACAAUGUGGUCGAAUUUAAAACUGGACAAUUUUUCAAUUGACAUAUUAUGUGAUUUUGUAUAAUAUGUUUCAAAGAUUUAUACUAUUUAGAAUUAUGUUUUAGCAAGAAGGCAUAAUUUAUGCAUUUCUUAUUUAUUUUCAUUGAUAUUUCUCAAAAAUUCAUGAUCAGCCAUUGUUUCUGUGGUUUGGCUGUCUCUUUUAUCUGAUAUCAGAUGUUUACCACCAAAACAACUUGCAGCAUACACAAAACGAAUGGCAACUUUAACUGUAAAUUACUUUUUCCUCGCAUGUAGUUUGACCCAUCUCAGAAUGUGCCCUUCUUCUCAGCAGGGGUCAGAAAAUAGGCCUGAGAAUUGUUUGUGUUUUACCGCUGCUGGAGUCCCACUGUGCUUCUGUAUUUUGUGAUGGGAUAAACUUUAACUGUGUCUGAUUGUGUUGCUUUUACAUUUGAAAGAGGGGGAGAGAGAGACAGAAAAAACAACAAUAAAAGAAGUUGAUGUU
This is a messenger RNA of Triplophysa dalaica, 3882 nucleotides long. It is a transcript of the gene sox1a, whose product is annotated as SRY-box transcription factor 1a. Gene Ontology annotation, biological process: cell differentiation; regulation of DNA-templated transcription; anatomical structure morphogenesis. The transcript has 2 exons. Lineage: Eukaryota; Metazoa; Chordata; Actinopteri; Cypriniformes; Nemacheilidae. The coding region runs from base 531 to 1559 and encodes 342 amino acids. Gene Ontology annotation, molecular function: DNA-binding transcription factor activity, RNA polymerase II-specific; RNA polymerase II cis-regulatory region sequence-specific DNA binding. The record is from RefSeq and is a predicted model, not a curated record.